Sinocyclocheilus anshuiensis is the source of this 4509-nucleotide messenger RNA. Its product is annotated as transient receptor potential cation channel subfamily M member 1-like. Lineage: Eukaryota; Metazoa; Chordata; Actinopteri; Cypriniformes; Cyprinidae. Gene Ontology annotation, cellular component: plasma membrane. The record is from RefSeq and is a predicted model, not a curated record. Gene Ontology annotation, molecular function: calcium channel activity. Bases 76 to 4407 code for a protein of 1443 amino acids. The transcript is spliced from 21 exons. Gene Ontology annotation, biological process: metal ion transport; monoatomic cation transmembrane transport; protein tetramerization.
AAGCACACACAAGCCACGCCCACUGACGCAUACGGCAUCAUUGAAUUCCAGGGAGGAGGUCAUGUCAACAAGGCCAUGUAUAUCCGUGUGUCCUAUGAUACCAAGCCUGAUAACCUUCUGCAUCUGAUGGUGAAAGACUGGCAGCUGGAGCUGCCCACCCUGCUGAUCUCUGUGCAUGGAGGCCUGCAGAACUUCGACUUGCAGCCCAAACUCAAGCAAGUGUUUGGAAAGGGCCUGAUAAAAGCAGCAGUUACCACUGGGGCCUGGAUCUUCACUGGGGGAGUUAGUACAGGAGUGAUUCGGCAUGUGGGAGAUGCGCUGAAAGACCACUCCUCCAAAUCCCGUGGGAAGGUAUGCGCCAUCGGUAUUGCACCAUGGGGUAUUGUGGAAAAUAAAGAGGAUCUGAUCGGACGAGACGUGACACGACCCUACCAAACCAUGUCCAACCCUCUCAGCAAACUUUCUGUGCUUAACAACAGCCAUUCCCACUUCAUUCUGGCUGACAACGGCACUCACGGAAAGUAUGGCGCGGAGGUCCGACUGCGCAGGCAGCUGGAGAAACACAUCUCUCUGCAAAAGAUCAACACACGUCUGGGUCAUGGGGUCCCUUUGGUGUGUUUGAUUCUUGAAGGAGGGCCGAAUGUAAUCUCCAUUGUGUUGGAGAGUCUGCGUGAGGAACCUCCUGUACCUGUGGUUGUGUGCGACGGCAGCGGCCGAGCAUCGGAUAUCAUUUCAUUCGCUCACAAGUACUCGGAGGAGGAUGGUUAUAGUAUUUGUAUUCAGUAUUAUAACGUUAUUGAAUACAUAUUGUCAUGUCUAUAUCAUCAGCCUGCUGGGUCCCUGCCCAUCUCAUCCACGAGCCAGCAGGAUAAACCAAAGAGCCCUAUCACCACCCGUGCCAGCAAGCAUAAACCUGCCAGGCCCAAGAAGGGCAAAGGUGCCAAAUCCAAACCUGAGCCUCCAGAGGAGACAGAUCCUAGAAAACUAGAGCUGCUUAACUGGGUUAAUUCUCUGGAACAGGCCAUGAUGGACGCACUCGUGCUUGACAGAGUGGAUUUUGUAAAGCUCCUUAUUGAAAAUGGCGUCAACAUCCACCAUUUCCUGACAAUCCCACGACUGGAAGAGCUCUAUAACACAAAAUUAGGGCCAACCAACACAUUGCAUUUUGUGGUCAGAGAUGUAAAAAAGGGAAACCUACCGCCAGAUUACCAGAUCACUCUGAUUGACAUUGGCUUGGUUCUGGAGUACCUCAUGGGAGGAGCGUAUCGGUGUCAUUAUACUAGGAAAAGUUUCCGCACACUCUAUAAUAACCUCUAUGGACUGAAGAGACCCAAAGCUUUGAAACUCCUGGGUAUGGAGGACGAUGACCCAAGACCUAAAGGCAAAAAGAAGAUGAAGAAGAAGAAAGAGGAAGAAAUCGAUAUUGACGUUGAUGACCCAGAGGUCAGUCGAUUCCAGUACCCCUUCCAUGAGCUGAUGGUGUGGGCUGUUCUCAUGAAGCGCCAAAAGAUGGCGCUGUUUCUCUGGCAGAGGGGAGAAGAGGCCAUGGCCAAAGCUCUGGUGGCAUGUAAACUCUAUAAAGCGAUGGCGCACGAAUCAUCACGGGGCGAACUAGUGGACGACAUCUCGCAGGAUCUGGACAAUAAUUCCAAGGAAUUUGGUCAGUUAGCGUAUGAGCUGCUAGAUCAGUCUUACAAGCAUGAUGAACAGGUGGCCAUGAAGCUUUUGACGUAUGAGCUGAAGAACUGGAGUAACUCCACCUGUCUGAAACUGGCUGUAGCUGCCAAACACAGAGACUUUAUAGCCCACACCUGCAGCCAAAUGCUGCUCACAGACAUGUGGAUGGGCUGCCUGCGGGUGGGCAAGAGCAAUGGACUCAAGGUAAUCCUUGGAAUCAUCUUUCCUCCAACCAUUCUUCUCCUAGACUUCCGAACUGGAGAUGAUCUGUCUUACCAAAACUCCAAAGACAAAGAAGAGCUCAAAGACAAAGAGGAUGAAAACAAAUCUGGCAAGGAUAGGACCAUGAGCAUGGACGGAGCGUCAAAGAAAGGUGAUGAGGAAGAUGGUAAAAAGAAACAGAAACGAGUGCCUGUUGGGAAGAAGAUAUACUAUUUCUAUAACGCUCCGUUUACCAAGUUCUGGUUCAAUACAACUGCCUACCUGGUAUACCUGAUGCUGUAUAAUUACAUUAUCUUGGUGAAAAUGGAGCGAUGGCCUUCACUGCAGGAAUGGAUCGUCAUCUCCUACAUCAUCACUCUUGGAAUAGAGAAAGUCAGACAGAUCCUGAUGUCAGAGCCAGGAAAGCUGAAACAGAAGAUAAACGUAUGGCUUGAAGAGUACUGGAACAUCACUGACCUGGCUGCCAUCACCAUGUUCCUCAUGGGACUGUUACUGCGAUUGCAGAAUGAGCCUUACAUGGGUUACGGACGUGUCAUCUACUGUGUAGACAUCAUCUUCUGGUACAUUCGUGUCCUCGACAUUUUUGGAGUUAACAAGUAUUUGGGACCAUAUGUCAUGAUGAUUGGUAAAAUGAUGAUUGACAUGCUGUACUUUGUGGUGAUCAUGCUGGUGGUUCUCAUGAGUUUCGGCGUGGCUCGCCAGGCCAUCCUGCACCCGGACGAGGAGCCGACGUGGCGUCUGGCGAGGAAUAUCUUCUACAUGCCCUACUGGAUGAUCUAUGGAGAAGUGUUUGCUGACUCGAUAGACCCACCCUGUGGUGAAAACAUGUAUGAUGAAGAUGGGAAGAAGCUCCCUCCAUGUAUACCUGGGGCCUGGCUCACACCUGCCAUCAUGGCCUGUUACUUAUUGGUAGCCAACAUCCUACUGGUUAACCUGCUUAUUGCUGUAUUCAAUAACACAUUCUUUGAAGUGAAAUCCAUCUCCAACCAAGUAUGGAAGUUCCAACACUACCAGCUCAUCAUGACUUUUCACGACAGACCGGUGCUUCCUCCUCCCCUCAUCAUCUUCAGCCACAUAUACAUUGUGUUGAAGCGCCUGUGCUGCCGCUGCAGGAAGAAACAGGAAGGGGAGCUGGAUGAGAGAGACCGCGGACUGAAGUUGACUCUGAGUCUGGAGGAACUGAAGAGUCUGUAUGAGUUUGAGGAACAGUGUGUGGAGGAGUACUUCAGAGAGAAGGAGGACGAGGUGCAGUCUUCCAAUGAUGAGCGAAUCCGAAUUACUUCCCAGAGAGUCGAGAACAUGUCCAUGCGCCUAGAGGAGGUGAAUGAACGAGAGCACUCCAUGAAAGCCUCCCUGCAGACAGUAGACCUGCGCUUGGCUCAGCUAGAGGAGUUCUCUGGCCGCAUGAUGCACGCGCUGGAGCGGCUGGCUGGCAUCGACCGCUGCGAACUGGUCCGUGCUCGAUCCGGUAUCUCAAUGGCCGUGGACCAAUCCAGCCUGCUUCGUCGCGGCAGCAUCAACAGCGCCGAUGGCUACAGUUUGUACCGCUGGCACCUGGAUGCCGAGGACCGCAGUGAGGAGAUGUCAGGGGACAGGAAGGGCCACGCAGAGAGACGCGGCAGUAUUGGCAGCAGUGACCUCCUUCUAAACCCUCAUCAAGGUUCUUGCUACGGACCCACGCUGGACGUGGUGCCCCUCCGGCAAAGAACACGCUCCAGCUCCUGUGUGGACAUCCUCAUCUCUCCUUGCGAGUCACAAGACAGAGUCCAGAUCUCUCAAUCCCCAAAACUCACCUCCAUUCAACACCCUAAAGAUCCACAAGCUCUGCUAGAAGCUGGAAUAGACAUAGCAGUUUCACAUCUUCUGGAAAGGGCGCAAUCCCUGAGGCAGUACCCAACUGAAGCUCAAAGUAACUCACUUUCGUACGAGAACAGAUCCCAAAGUGGUACUUUGUACGUCUCGAUGGCACAGUCGAGGUUGUGCAGUCCAGGGAAUACGUGGGCUUCGGAGCCACACGACCUACAGGAUCAAGCAAGCAGAUCGCCAACGUUAGGUCGCUGGCCUCCACGCUUCGAUGACAAAGUUCAUCCCUCCCCUUUUGGACUUUCACCCAAGACAUCUUUAGAGAAAUUAAUAAAGAGAGAAGCCCAAGAUGAAGAAAGAUCUUCUAAGGAGAGCAAGUGGACAAAAACCCAACAAGGGGAAAGUGAGGAGAAGAAGAAAGACGAAGAUCAGUCAGAGGCGAAUAGCGAAAGCACCAAAACAGAGGGAGGAGAAGAGAAAAGAGAGGAGCUGACGGAUUCAGAUCACUUGUAUGUUGCAGAGGACAGGAUGUACCCCUCACUCAGAUCUAAGAGUCUGAACACUAACCCACGAAAGUCGAAGGCUGUAGGGAGCAUCCUGGCUAAACCUCGAGCAGCCAGUAGUGUGAAAGACCUGGCUGGGGCCUUUGAAGUGAACACCAAUGACUACAGACCCUCCAGAGAGAGGACAGGCACACAGACAUAGCGCAAGAUCAUCGCAGUAGUGCUACGUUAAAAAAGUUGAUUUUCAUUGUUUUCCAGUAUGGAACACACUUCUAACUAACACUAGUUAUGCUUGUGAAUUGAC